UAAUGAUUCAGUUAAUCAACGAAGUUAAGAAAGUUUGUCCCAAAAUUUGAAAAAUGGCUACAAAUUAUUGGAAAAUUUAUGCCAACGAAAUCUGUCAACCAUGGCAACGUCGCCAAAAUUUGAAUAAAUAUUGCCGAGUUACUCUGCCACUCACUGUAGAAGAGUAUCAAGUGGCACAGCUCUUCAGUGUAGCAGAGGCCUCAAAAGACAAUACGGGAGGAGGAGAGGGUAUUGAGGUGCUAAAAAAUGAACCGUUCACCAACUACCCGCUGCUGGGGGGAAAGUACAACUCGGGCCAGUACACUUACAAAAUUUACCAUUUGGCCAGCAAGGUGCCAGCUUUUAUUAGAUUGCUGGCGCCCAAGGGCAGCUUGGAGAUACACGAGGAGGCCUGGAAUGCUUAUCCUUACUGUAGAACUGUUAUUACUAAUCCCGGGUAUAUGAAGGAUAACUUCGUGAUCUGCAUCGAGAGUAUGCAUAUUGCAGACACUGGGAAACAGGACAAUGUCCACGAGCUUCCGGCAGACAAAUUGAAAAUGCGAGAAGUCGUCCAGAUCGACAUCGCGAACGAUCCGGUCUCGCAAGCGGACUACAAACCGGACGAGGAUCCCGCCAAGUUUAAGUCCGAAAAAACCGGAAGGGGACCGUUGGUCGGACCCGACUGGAAGGAAAAAGUCACUCCGGUCAUGACCUGUUAUAAGCUAGUCACUGUCGAGUUUAAGUGGUUCGGGUUACAGACUCGCGUAGAAAGUUUUAUUCAAAAGUGUGAGAGGCGGCUAUUUACAAAUUUCCAUAGACAAGUAUUUUGUUGGAUGGACCGCUGGUACGGACUGACGAUGGACGACAUCCGACGAAUCGAAGAUAAAACGAAAGAAGAACUGGAGGCCCUAAGGAAGACGGGGGAGGCACGCGGCAUGAAGGCAGAGUCCGAUUAAUUUAAUUUAAAAUAGCCAAAAACUAAAUAAAAUAAAAAAUAAUUAUACGAAAACCGUGAAAAAAAGAACACCCGAGAGAGGAUCUUAUAAUAGAAACGUUUAAUCAGUUUAAACAAAUUUACCAAGAAAAAUUAGUUUUUAGGGGUGGGGGCGCGGCUCGCGCUUCAUCUUAUUAUUUUUUAAGGAUACACUUAUUUUUUAUAUGUUUAUUUGGAGACUUUUUAUUCUUCGCGAUAUAAAACAAACAACAAAAAAAAAGGGUUUUAUGCAUUUAUAUUUAAGAUUAUUUACUGUUUGUCCGAAAUUAAUAUUUUUUUUUUAUUUAUCGAUAUAAUUGUUAUACGGUGUGAAGAUUUACUACUUUUAAUUCUAAGUUACCAAGAAUGUCGUUUUUCCAGGAUAUGAACGUCAAAGCGGAAUUAUUCGGUCCAGAACUUAAAUAAUGAGAGAAAAGGGCGGAAAUCGUGUCGAAACGUUCAAAUUUUCGUUGCCAUCCCUGUUCUGUUAAGAAACCAUUUUUCUUUCUUUUUUUUUAUUGUAAAACUUAUAUUUUAAAUAAUAAAUUGUUUGUUUUUUUAGUAGA
Messenger RNA from Anthonomus grandis grandis, 1518 nucleotides. It is a transcript of the gene vib, whose product is annotated as phosphatidylinositol transfer protein alpha isoform. Gene Ontology annotation, molecular function: phosphatidylcholine binding; phosphatidylinositol transfer activity; phosphatidylinositol binding. Lineage: Eukaryota; Metazoa; Arthropoda; Insecta; Coleoptera; Curculionidae. Gene Ontology annotation, cellular component: cytoplasm. The transcript has 7 exons. The record is from RefSeq and is a predicted model, not a curated record. Gene Ontology annotation, biological process: phospholipid transport. The coding region runs from base 54 to 935 and encodes 293 amino acids.